Messenger RNA from Hypanus sabinus (Atlantic stingray), 682 nucleotides. Its product is annotated as cystatin-2-like. Lineage: Eukaryota; Metazoa; Chordata; Chondrichthyes; Myliobatiformes; Dasyatidae. The record is from RefSeq and is a predicted model, not a curated record. Bases 16 to 471 code for a protein of 151 amino acids. The transcript has 3 exons. Gene Ontology annotation, molecular function: cysteine-type endopeptidase inhibitor activity.
CGGAAGUGACGACAGAUGGGGCGAGGUGGGGAACUCACGCCCCUGUCCGUGAACAUCGACGAACUUGUGAAGAUGGCUGCUUCUCUGCUGCUGGGGUUCAUGAUGAUGUUGGGGGUGCAAGCAGCCUUGAAGACUGGCGGCCUCUCCCCCGUGCCCGUAGAUGACGCCGGGGUGGUGAACGCGUCCCGGGUGGCGGAGAAAUCCUUCAAUGACCAGACCAACGACUUGUUUUACAGCGCGGUGUCGAAUGUGAAAUCGGCCCAAGUACAGGUGGUGGCUGGAUUGAAGUACUAUCUCACCCUGGAGCUGAGAACCACCGUCUGCAGGAAGAGAUCUGUUUCCCCGAACUGUCCCUUCCACAAGAAUCCUCGAUACGCCAAGACAAUGACCUGUAACUUCGAAGUCUGGGAGCAAGUUUGGCGUGGGUGGUCGAAGGUGACCAAACAGAAUUGCACCAGAACGGCAAAGUGACCAGACUUUAGGACCCGUGGUGUGCGGCGCACAGAGCUCUGCUGAAGCAAUAAUGCUGAUCACUAGGUCAAAUGGAUACUAACACAGCACUUUACCACAGCCCUGGAAGCCUACUGAAUGGAAGCACUACAACGUGUGCAGACAAACGCAUGUGCACGAGCGAGCGGUUUGAGUUUUUUAACCUUGCGCAGUAAAGUUUUUAGCAUCCUGA